Messenger RNA from Encephalitozoon cuniculi GB-M1, 873 nucleotides. RefSeq lists its product as uncharacterized. The coding region runs from base 1 to 873 and encodes 290 amino acids. The transcript has a single exon. Lineage: Eukaryota; Fungi; Microsporidia; Unikaryonidae. Gene Ontology annotation, biological process: fatty acid catabolic process; acyl-CoA metabolic process. Gene Ontology annotation, molecular function: fatty acyl-CoA hydrolase activity. Gene Ontology annotation, cellular component: peroxisomal matrix. The record is from RefSeq and is marked provisional.
AUGGAAUUCAUCCAGAUGGUAAGGCUGGACAGUGGAGUUUUUGAGGGAUCCAAUUUAUGGUCCCCAUUGCCAGGGUACCCUGCAUUUGGAGGACAGAUAGCAGCACAAUCUCUUGCAUCUGCAUUCUCAACCGUUGGAGAAGACUCGGUUCCAAACACAAUGAGCAUCUUAUUUAUCAACAAGUGCAAAUCAGACCAGAAGGUCAAAUAUACCGUCAAGAACCUAAAGAAUGGAAGUAUCGUGGAUAUGAGGCAGGUGGACUGCUAUCAAAACAAUGUCUUGGUAUCUAGUGCGCAUAUCAGCUUCAGCAAGCCAGACAACAAUGCCCAUGACUACGAGGGGACACCAUACAGGAUUUAUGAUGACACCUUUGUUCCAUUUGCAGAGUACAUAUCGAAAUCCCUAACGAAUAGCUCUGCAAGCCAAGCAGAAGUCAAUGCAAAGUUCCAGGUUCUGUACGACAAUAUGCUUAUGAUGUUCAAUGUCCUAGAUGUUGAUGUGGGGACUGAGAAUAAGGACAUGAGGCAGAUCCGCAUUAAGAUAAAGCAGAGGCAGGAAGAAGUAAUUGGAAUAGCAUCCCUUGUCACGCUGAUUUCGGACAUACUGCUUGUUGAAACUGCUCUCAUGGCAUCCAACCUGACACUGUUCUCUAAAGACCUGUCUUUGCUAACUUCCUUGAAUCAUGUGAUACACUUUGUGAAUCUGGAGAAAAGCAUUAAUGACGGGUAUAUAUAUUACAUUGUAAAGUGUAAAGGAAUAAGAAACUCCAAGGCCAUCUGCGAGGGGCAGCUGAUACACGAGGAUGGAACCCUGAUAUGCCUAACAGGACAGCAGGGUGUAUUCAGAGUCAAGUCUUCGUACUCCAAGAAAUAG